Molecule: messenger RNA, 1166 nt
Organism: Caenorhabditis elegans
Lineage: Eukaryota; Metazoa; Nematoda; Chromadorea; Rhabditida; Rhabditidae
Gene: C52B9.8
Product: Methyltransferase-like protein 13
Exons: 10
Coding region: 3-1085 (360 amino acids)
Source: RefSeq, marked reviewed
CAAUGGCAGCUAUACAAAGAUGUGCACAGAGCACAUUAAAUUGGGAUCAUUUUGAAACGGAGGGUCUUCUUCUUCUUCAAAUGCAUCCUGCAAUUCUUCCUCAAGUCACUAUUGUAGGUCUGGCUAUUAUUCUAGCAUGGUACUUUGAUACUUUCGACUUCGGCUUUUUCAAAUUCACCUCAAAAGAAAAAGGUGAUCCAGUGGACGAGCUUUUAAAAAAGAAACACCAAGUUGUGGGGAAGGAAUGUAUUCCAGGAAAAGACACUUGUUUUCUAAUUGUUGACUCUUAUUUCUUAGAAAAUGGAAGAUUAACCACAAAGCGAGAUCUACUUCUUGAGGAAAAUACUGAAUAUUCUCUGACAGGAGUGGAAGUUGAGUCAGUGAAACCAGUUUCGUGGAACAAUCUUGACUCAAGAAAUUGGCCUGUUAAUAAACUUGUGAUCAACUCGAGAUACGCAAGACUCCUCGUUGCAUCUGGAUUCAUAAUGAACAGCCUGAAUUUCGACGAAUCCGAUCACCAAGAUGUUCUAAUUGCCGGACUUGGUGGUGGAGUGAUGAGCAACUUCUUUUCUCAAAUAUCCUACCUCAAUAUUGAUACAACUGUUGUUGAAAAAGAAGAGUUUAUAAUCAACAUCGCGGAGAAUUAUUUCGAUCACUUUGAAACGGACGAGAUGAGAAUUAUAAACACCGAUUUUGUGGAUUACUUACGAAAAUAUGACAAAAAAUAUGACGUUAUUAUUGUCGAUGCCUGUGAAAACAAAAAGACAAAUGUGAUGUGCCCAGUCUCAGAGACGCUGAAAAUAAAAACAGUUCAACUUUUGAAAAAACGUUUAACCUUAAAUGGAAUUCUUGCAGUGAACGUGUUUGUGACUCAAGAUAAUAUUAAAUCAGAAAAAGAAAUCUUUGAACUAUUUUCCAACGAGUUUAACUCUUGUUUCUAUUUGGAAUACUUUAAAAACAAAAAUGUCCUGCUCUGUUCCAAAAGAGACAAUUGGACGUGGAAAAAACAGAAGACAGAGUUUAGCAAAAAUGUUGAAAUAGUUGAUGAUAUGUUCGAAUUCAAGUUGUCCCGUUUUCUUCAUUGAUUUUUUAUCAAUUUUUCCAACUUCUGUUUUUUGUUGCUACUUUUCAUGGUAUAAACACUAAUAAACCUGACGAAUCCCGUU